This is a messenger RNA of Rhodamnia argentea, 4100 nucleotides long. RefSeq names its product disease resistance protein At4g27190-like. NCBI's taxonomy places the organism in Eukaryota, Viridiplantae, Streptophyta, Magnoliopsida, Myrtales, Myrtaceae. The coding region runs from base 51 to 4100 and encodes 1349 amino acids. Gene Ontology annotation, molecular function: ADP binding; ATP hydrolysis activity. The record is from RefSeq and is a predicted model, not a curated record. The transcript is spliced from 5 exons.
CUCCCCAUUUUAUCGCUCUUUCUUUCUCGGAAAAAAAAAAUCAAGCAAAAAUGUCGAUGGAUUCUGUUGUUUCCAUUGGGUGGGAUGUCUUGAAGUGGGUAGUUGUUCCUGUCAAGCGCCAGUUCGGAUACGUGAUCUCCUCCAAGAGCUACGCCCAGGAUCUUCAGCAGGAAGUCGGGAAACUUGCGUACGAGGCUGAGAUGGUCCACAAUGCCGUCGAAGUGGCCAGAAACAAUUGCCGGAAUGUCUACAGUCAUGUCAUGGAGUGGCAGGCAAAGGCUGAGAAGGCCUUGAAGGAGGCGGGAGAGCUGUUGGGAGAGUUCGAAAAGGCAAGCAAGAGAUGCUGUUACGGGACUCUUCCCGACCCCAAUUGUCGCUAUCAGUUCAGCAGAAAGGCCAAGGAUAAGAUCGAACUCCUUCAGGGACUCGCUCGAGAAUGCAGUGAAUUCAGGGACAUCUCCUUCAUUGAUCCUGCUCCGGGGAAUGUCACUGCGGCCUCCGCUCCUUCUGCCAAGGACGAUGGCGUCUUCGAAUCCAGAGCUUCGAUCAAACGUAAAAUCAUAGCUGCUCUUGCUGAUAACCGCAACAGCGUGGUUGGGGUUCAUGGGAUGGGCGGGACCGGCAAGUCCACCCUUUUGGAAGAGGUUGAAAGAAGAAUAAGGGAAGAGAGGUCGUUCGAUCUGGUCGCUAAGGCCGACGUGUCGGAAAAUCCAGACAUCAAGAGGAUUCAAGAAGAGAUCGCGUACGGGUUGGGCCUUAGUGACAUAAAGCAGGAAGAGAAUGUCAGCUUGCGAGCGAAGCUUCUGCGCGAGAGGCUAGAAGAUGAGGAGAGGACGAAACAAGAAAAUGAUGAGGGGAAGAAGAAGAAGAAGAAGGUGCUCAUAAUACUGGACAACCUGUGGAAAGGGCUUGACUUGAAGUCAGUAGGCAUUCCUUGCGGACACGACAAUAAAGUCAUAGGAUGCAAGUUGCUGUUGACGUCAAGAUUUCAAGAUGUUUUGCGAAGGGAAAUGGGCUGCGACAGGGACUUCCUCCUCGAUGCGCUGAAGGAGGAAGAGGCAAAAAGAUUGUUUGAGAGGACGGUGGGCGACAAAGUUCAUCACGAUCCGUUCAAAUCCCUGGUGGAUGAAGCCCUCAACAAAUGUGCAGGUUUGCCUUUCCUAAUUAUUGCAAUGGCGAAUGUUUUUAGAGACGCCGAUUUUCGCGAAUGGAAGGAUGUUUUGAGACAAAUUGAGAUGUCUACCAACAAAGGAAUCGAUGAAAAAAUAAACGAGAUGCUGCGCUUGAGCUAUAAUCGUUUCAAAGGGGAAGAUGGCAAGGAGGUGACGUCAUUGUUACGGCUAUGUGUCGUUUAUGGUGUCUCUAAGCCCUCUCUUGAAAACUUGGUGAGGUAUGGCGUGGGUUCGAGGUUAUUUCGAGAAGAUAGCAGCAUGGAAGAAGUGAGAGACAGGUUGAGCUCACUGAUCCAAACCCUGAAAGCCUCCUCCUUUCUGUUAGCAGACGAGACAGAUGCUGAUGUUUUCAAGAUACACGACUUGGUUCGUGGAUUCGUUGCCUCGGUAGCUUCAAGAGAUGACCCUCUUCUGGUGUUGAAAAAUCAUGAUAAGUCGGUGACAGAGUUGCCGAAGGACAAGCUCAAAAGUUGCACAUCGGUAUGCUUUCCCUAUGUCGACAUGGAGGAGCUUCCUGAAGAGUUAGAUUGCCCUGAAAUGCGGAUCUUUUUGUUGUUCACAAAUAAUGAAUCUCUUAAGGUCCCAGUCUCAUGUUUCAACUCUAUGAGAAAACUCAUGGUCUUACAUCUUUCUCGGGUGCGGCUCACUCGUUCACCUUCGCCGUUCCAGUUCUUGGAGAACUUACACACCCUGUGCCUAAAUGAUUGCUCGUUAGAGGAUGUAGCCAUGAUCAGCGAGCUAAAACGGCUAUGUGUUCUCAGCUUUGCGAACUCCAAAAUUCAACGAUUGCCAAAAGAAAUUGGACAAUUGGUGGAGUUGCGGUUGUUAGACUUAAACCAUUGCUCAAAACUUGAGAUGAUUGAACCGGGUGUGCUUGGGAGCUUGAUGAAAUUGGAGGAGUUGUAUAUGGAGAAUAGUUUUGAUCGUUGGAAUGCCGUGGAGCAAACUCCGCCAACUAAUGCCGGGCUCAUUGAGUUGAACAAAUUGAAGAAUCUCUAUACUUUGCAUGUGUCCAUUCUCGAUCCGAGUGUGCUCCCGGAGGAUCUAAACGUUGAGAAGCUAACCAAGUACCAAAUCCGGAUAGGUGAUGUGCCAUGCCAGCGAAUUCGCAAUGGAUCGAGCAUAUUGGAGCUUACGUUGGAUCCAAUAAGCGAUAUUCUUCAGAAAGGAUGCAUACAAACUUUAUUAGGCAAAACUGAUGAUCUCUUUUUAGGUGGAUUAAAUGGAAUUGAGCAGACUAUUUGCGUGUUAUCCCAAAAAGGCUUUUCGAAAUUAAAGCACCUACAAGUCAAAAAUAGUUCCUCUGUCCAUUACGUCCUCCAAUCUCCAUCACAUACGGAGUUUAAGAUGUUGGAGUCGUUACUUCUCGAUAACCUCAUCAACUUGGAGAAGAUAUGCAACAACCAUAUCUCCUCCAAUUCCUUCAAUGCAUUAAAGGUAGUACGAGUUGAAAACUGCAACAAGAUGGAAGUUUUGUUUCCUCUUUCAUUGUUGAGAGAACUUCCACAGCUUGAAGAAAUGCGAGUUGUUGAGUGCCACUUAAUGCGGGAGAUUGUAGAAGUUGAUGAUAGUGGAAAAGUUGAGUUGCGAAAUUUGCGGGCAUUGGAAUUGCGUGACUUGCCAAAUAUCAAGAAUUUUGUCACUAACGGGACGGCUCCUUCAAGUAGUACAUCAAAUGACCAAGUUGGCCCUCAAAUUGCAUUCUUCAAUGGGCAACAGGUUGCGUUUCCUAGCUUGGAGACAUUACGCAUUUGGUUUGUGGAUAGUAUUGAUAUAAUAUGGGACAAGCAAGUUGUUGCGGAGUCUUUCCGCGAACUAAAGUCACUCAGCAUUUAUGGAUGCGACAAGCUCGGAUUAUCAAAGCUAAAGCGUGUAUGGGAUAAGGAACUUCACAGUCAAGUCAAAUUCCAGUGUCUCCAUUCUGUUACCGUUUCCAGAUGCGAUAGCCUCACCUCUCUGUUUCCAGCUUCAUUAGCUCGGGAUCUAAUGCAACUUGAGGAGUUGAAGAUGAAUGAAUGUGGUGGCAUUGUGGAACUCAUCGAGAAGGAAGGACUAGUUCCUAGGGAUGUGUUCCCUAAGUUAACCUCCCUCGAGCUUAACCAUCUACCAGAGUUGAAAUGCAUCUACACAGGAACACAUGCUUUACGUUGGCCGGCAUUGAAGACCUUGAAGAUGGAUGGCUAUAACAAAGUGGAGAUAUUUGCUUCGCAACCUGAGAAUGAGAUGCCACUUCAUAAACAACCUCUCUUCUUGAUAGAAAAGGGCGCAUUCUCAAAUCUGCAAGAGUUAAAAUUGGACUUAUGUGGACGGAUGGAGUUGUGGCAUGGGCAUUCUCAUGGCGGAGAGUUCUUCUGCAAGGUUAGAGUUCUCGAGCUUCGUCAUUUCUCGAAGGAAUCUGCAAUAUCCACAUGUCGUCUUGUUCGGAGUUUAGCCAACUUGCAAGAGCUGGUUGUACGCAAUUCUGACAUAGAAGAGCUAAGCAACAUUGUGGAAGCCAAAGAAGGCCCAAGGCACGAGCUAAAAGUAAUACCACCAUUUUCCAGAUCUUUUCAACAUCUCAAGACUCUAGAUGUGUCAUUUUGUGAUGGGUUAUCAAAGAUGUUCACACCGACAAUAGCUGGAAAUUUGGCGGAACUCACGAAAUUGAGGAUAAGUAAAUGCAAAAUGCUGACAGAAAUCAUUUGUGACGAUGGAGGUGAGGAGGGGCUUGUGGUGGUUUUCAAUCAAUUGAAGUAUAUGGAGCUUGAUGGGUUGACGGGGCUGAGAUUUUUCAGCUCAAGUAAAUGCACUUUGAUGUUCCCACUCUUGGAAGAUGUCAUUGUGAGUGGAUGUCCCAGCAUGAAGUUCUUCUCUGAGGGACCAAUAAAUACGCCAAAGUUGGAGAGAUUACAAGCAUCAACAGAAGCAUGGCUACGGUUGCCGGAGUAA